This is a messenger RNA of Postia placenta MAD-698-R-SB12, 1340 nucleotides long. RefSeq lists its product as hypothetical. Lineage: Eukaryota; Fungi; Basidiomycota; Agaricomycetes; Polyporales; Adustoporiaceae. Gene Ontology annotation, molecular function: FAD binding; D-amino-acid oxidase activity. The record is from RefSeq and is a predicted model, not a curated record. The transcript has 8 exons. Bases 1 to 1095 code for a protein of 364 amino acids.
AUGUCCUCCCCCACAACACCGUUUCAGCCCGCCAAAGAGGUCGUAAUCUUGGGUGCAGGGGUGAUUGGACUCACCGUCGCAUACGUCUUAUCUUCGAGCACACGCAGCAAGUACAACAUAAAGGUCGUGGCUCGCGACAUGCCAGAUGAUCUCGACUCACAGGCAUUCGCGAGUCCUUGGGCGGGAGCGAAUUGGUCCCCCAUUGGCGGCUUUGAAGAGAAAAAGCACAAGCGAGAGAUCGUCACUUUCAACAAGUUCUGGAGCAUGAUACCCACCGGGAUGGUCAUGGCGCUGCCAUCGUGUGUGUACUACCAGACAACCGACAAUCUGCCCGAUUUGUGGUAUAAGGACCUCGUUCGAGACUUUCGCGUCAUGGACCCGAGUGAGGUUCCGUCUGGCGCUCAAGGAGGUGUUUGCUUUACAACUAUCUCCGUCAACCCUGAAGUAUACCUGCCAUGGCUCAAGGCGGAGCUGCGCGCACGCGGCGUCUCGUUCAUUCGCAAGCGCGUGCAGAGCCUGAACGAAGCGGCUGCAUUCGCAGGGGCGAACGGGAUCCUGGUCAAUGCAACAGCGCUCGGUGCAAGAUCAUUGAUCGGCGUGGAGGACACAAACGUCUUCCCGAUUAGGGGACAGGUCAUCAUAGUAGACGCGCCCGGCGUCAAGGAGUUCGUCUCCUUCCCACUAGGCACCGCAUCAGUGGAAGGCGAGGCAACAUACAUUAUCCCGCGUCCAGCGCCACUUGGACAUGUUCUUUUAGGCGGGACGUUUCAGGAGGACAACUGGGACGUGUCGUUAGAUAUGGCGACGGCUCGGGGGAUCCUUGAGCGCUGCACCGCGCUGAUGCCUCAGCUUGCCAGCAAGGAGACACGCAUCCUGAGUCACAAUGUCGGGCUGCGGCCGGCACGCAGGGGCGGUGCGCGUCUAGAGGUAGAAUGGGUGGACCUGUCGGAACAAUACAGUCCGGCCUUGUCACCGACUAGCGCGAGUAUUGGUCGCCGAGUCAAAGUCGUGCACGCAUAUGGCUUUGGACCUGCAGGGUACCAAAAUUCUUGGGGGGCUGCAGAAGAGGUCGUCGAGCUCAUCGAGAAGGAUUAACAGCGUUCACAGCUCGAGAAUUGCAUAGUGUGUAGACUGGUUUGGAGACUUAGAGGUGGUGACCAUGCCUGCGCAAACGAGAUGAAGAAUGCAGACAAGCUAACGGAACAUUGAACCGAGGGAUACAGUCUAUGCCGGAUACCACCUUCGAUUAACGCGUUAACAACAUCAAGUGCUGAUCGAAUACUUCAACGAGUUCGUUGCACGGACACUCUGCACUCUACUACUGUAUCGCAACAACCACA